UUAUGUAUUUUCUUUUGUGAUGCCUUAUGUGAGCAGUUGUACGGUCGUGCGUGUUUGUCGCUGCCACUUCCUCCUCCUCCUCCUCCUCCUCCCUUUAUCGGGUCUCACUGCCGGCAGCGUGCAGCAUGAUGGGGUUUGUCCCAACGCCCUGAACCCGCACCUGUGGGUGGACGCGCAGAGCACGUGCGAGAGGGAGUGCAGCAGCGACCAGGACUGUGCUAUCUUUGAAAAAUGUUGCACAAAUGUUUGUGGUCUGCUCAGCUGUGUGGCGUCUCGUUUCUCAGAUGAUUCCUCUCUGUCCCCUGCUGCCCCUGAUGGUCAACCAGGUACAAAUAUGUCAUAUAUGGGUGGGGCCAGCUGUAAUGGCUUUCUGUGCAGCCAGCAGGGGGCAGAGUGUGUGUUGUGGGCGGGUCAUCCGGUGUGUAAGUGUCAGGAUCGUUGUGAGAGUGAGCCCAGCUUCACCUGUGCCUCUGACGGCUUGACGUAUUUCAACCGCUGUUACAUGGAUGCCGAGGCGUGUGUUCAGGGUGUGACACUCACCGUGGUCACGUGCCGAUAUCACCUGUUUGCAAGCCCCAGCACAUCAGACACCACAGUCCCACCCACACCCACUUCCUCUGCCCCUUUCCCUCCUACUCUCUACUCUAACCCCCAGCACCGGAUUGUUUACCUGGGUGGAACUGUCAACUUUCACUGUGAUGUUAACGGACAUCCGAAGCCAGACAUCACCUGGGAAAAACAAUCGGAGCAUCAGAUCAUGCGGCCAGAUCAGAUGUAUGGUAAUGUUGUAAUCACAAACAUCGGACAGCUCGUCGUGUACAAUGCUCAGGUGCUUGACACGGGAAUAUACACCUGUGUUGCUCGCAAUUCGGUCGGCGUUCUGCGUGCUGAUUACCCUCUUUCAGUAGUUCGUCGAAAUGAACAGGAUGCCUUUGAUGACCCUGAAGCAGGGACAGACGUUCCUGAGCGGCCAUUUUCUCCGUCUGACUGCUUGGCGAGUGUAGAAGAGGGAGAGUGUGGUGAGAGCCAUGUGGAUUGGCAUUACAAUGCCAUGCUUGGAUCCUGCCAGCCCUUCACACAUGGAGGGUGUCUGCAUGGGAGAAACAGAUUUGAGACGUAUGAGGAUUGUCGAACAUCCUGUGAGAGGGAGGAGGUGGUCUUGUGCAACCUUCCAGCGGUCCAAGGCCCCUGCAGGAACUGGGAGCCCCGCUGGGCUUACAAUGCUGUUACAAGGCUGUGCCAGGCCUUUGUCUAUGGAGGUUGCCGUGGGAACAGCAACAACUUCCGCUCCAAGGUAGAGUGCCAGGCGAGCUGCCCUCGUCAGAGCUCACGACCAUGCAGGAGCUGCAGGCCUAAAGGCAGGCUGGUGCCGAGUCUGUGCCGUAGUGACUUUGUGAUCGUUGGCCGUCUCACAGAGCUAAUCGAGGACCUGAACUCUGGAAUUGCUCGCUUUAGUCUGGAGCAGGUUCUGUGGGAUGAGAAGAUGGGCCUGAAGCAGUUCAAAGCUCGAUAUCUGGAAGUCACGCUGGUCCGCAUGGACUGGAGCUGCCCGUGUCCCAACAUCACUAUGCUGGAAGAAAGCCCCCUGCUGGUGAUGGGGGAAGUGCAGGAAGGCAUGGCUGUGGUACUGCCCGACAGCUACGUGAGACCCACUUCAGAACGCAGGGUGAAGAAAAUUCAGGAUGUUUUGACCAAGAAGACCUGUGAGAUGCUGCAGAGGUUUGAGGACUGAUCCUGUGUGUGUUUAACUUUAUAAACCCUUUAGUGGAUCUUUACAUGUGCUGACGUGUUAAUUUGUUAUGUUCAUUUCUGAAACAUAACAGUAAAAUUUAGGAAAUUCUGACUAUGUAAUUGAAACAUUAUCCCUAACUCUAACAGAUGUCCCUCUUCUGCUGUUUGAGUGUUCAUGUUAGUAUUUUAUUAACAGAAUUACUGACUCUGGUUCUCUGUGAAGGACAAAACAAAGGACAACAUGGAGGACAUCUGCUAUAAAAACUGGACAGAUCUUUGUUUUGACAUAA
Molecule: messenger RNA, 2021 nt
Organism: Tachysurus vachellii
Lineage: Eukaryota; Metazoa; Chordata; Actinopteri; Siluriformes; Bagridae
Gene: wfikkn1
Product: WAP, follistatin/kazal, immunoglobulin, kunitz and netrin domain containing 1
Exons: 2
Coding region: 20-1732 (570 amino acids)
Cellular component (GO): extracellular region
Molecular function (GO): serine-type endopeptidase inhibitor activity; protein binding
Source: RefSeq, a predicted model, not a curated record